This is a messenger RNA of Triticum aestivum (bread wheat), 6459 nucleotides long. Its product is annotated as putative disease resistance protein RGA4. NCBI's taxonomy places the organism in Eukaryota, Viridiplantae, Streptophyta, Magnoliopsida, Poales, Poaceae. The transcript is spliced from 7 exons. Gene Ontology annotation, molecular function: ADP binding. The record is from RefSeq and is a predicted model, not a curated record. Bases 142 to 4236 code for a protein of 1364 amino acids.
GCAGUGCAGACGGAGGCUCCACGUACGCUGUCCGCCACAUUUCUUGCAGUGCAGUGCAGGCCACCGAACCACCCGAAUCCACCACUAGCACCUGCGCUUCCACCACUGCUCCGGCGACGCAAGACGGCCGGCGGAGCGGAGAUGGCGGCGGCUCUCGGCGCGGCGGCCACGCUCCUCGGCAAGGUGUUCACGAUGCUGUCCGCCGCCCCGGUGGCGGCAUACGUGGACAGCCUCCAGCUCGGCCACAACUCCCAGCAGAUCAGGGCCAAGCUCGCGCACAUGCGAGGCAUGCUCCACAACGCCCAGGCCCAGGUGAGCCACAACCCUGGACUGCAGGAGCUGCUGCCGGCGCUGAGCAGGAACGCCGACCAGGCGGAGGACCUGCUGGAUGAGCUCCACUACUUCCAGAUCCAUGACAGGCUCCUUGGCACCACCUACGCCACCACCCAGGCCAAUUUUCUCCGUCAUGGUCGCAAUGCUCUCCGCCACACUGCCACUAGCAGCUGGGCCGCAUGCUUUUCUUGUUCCUCUGCACAAGAUGAUGAUGAUGAGUUACGUUUCCACCCAGUGAUCUUCUCCAGGAAAAUCAAGUCGGUGUUACAGGACAUGCAGACGCACUGUGAUUCCGUCUCCGAUUUGCUCGGCAAUAUCCCAAGCAACAGCAUGGCAGUCACCCUACACCGGCCGCAGAUUGGAUCCACAAUUAUACAAGAUACAUUGUAUGGCAGGAGACACACUUUUGAGGAAACUGUCAACCGUAUCAUCAGCUGCAAACACCCUGUUUCUGUUCUUCCUAUAGUUGGUCCAGGGGGUAUUGGAAAGACAACUUUCGUCCAACAUCUGUAUAAUGAUGCAAGGACUAAAAAGCACUUUCAUGUCCAGGUCUGGGUAUGUGUAUCCACUGAUUUCGAUGUGCUGAAGCUCACCAGAGAGAUCCUUGGCUGCAUACCUGCAACUAAAGGAGGAAGCAUCAGUGUUGCAAAUGAAACAACCAAUUUAAAUCAGCUUCAGAUAUCCAUAGCAGAACGUUUCAAGUCCAAGAGGUUUCUAAUUGUACUGGAUGAUAUAUGGAAAUGUGACAGCCAGGAUCAGUGGAAGACCUUGCUAGCUCCGUUCACAAAGGGGGAAGCCAAAGGAAGCAUGCUACUUGUCACAACUCGAUUCCCAAAGGUAGCAGACACGGUGAAAACAGUUGAUCCACUAGAGCUGCGAGGUUUGGAGCCUAAUGACUUCUUCACAUUCUUUGAAGCAUGUAUAUUUGGUGAAGAUGACAAGCCUGAGCAUUACAAAGAUGAGUAUGCUGGGAUUGCACGAAAAAUUGCAGACAAGCUAAAGGGUUCGCCGUUGGCAGCCAAAACAGUUGGUAGACUAUUGCACAAGGACCUUUCUCAGAAACAUUGGAAUGGAGUUCUUGAAAAGCAUCAGUGGCUAAAGCAGCAAAAGAAUGAUGAUAUCAUGCCAUCUUUGAAGAUUAGCUACGAUUGCCUCCCUUUUGAUCUGAAGAAAUGCUUUUCCUGUUGUGGCCUUUUCCCUGAAGAUCAUGAGUUUACUUCUUCAGAAAUUAAUAAGUUCUGGGUUGCAAUAGGCAUCAUAGACUCUAAUCACCAAGCCGAUAGGAAUUACCUGGAAGAACUAGUGGACAAUGGUUUUAUCAUGAAGAAAUUCGAUUAUUGGGGUGAUCAAUGCGAGUAUAUAAUGCAUGAUUUAAUGCACGAGCUAUCUAAGAGUGUUUCUGCACAAGAAUGCCUCAAUAUAAGUGGCUUAGAUUUCAGAGCUGAUGCCAUCCCAGAAUCUGUUCGGCACUUAUCUAUCAACAUAGAAGACAGAUAUGACGCAAAUUUUGAGCAAGAAAUGUGUAAACUAAGGGAGAGGAUAGACAUUGCUAGUCUACGCACUUUGAUAAUUUUUAGAGGAUAUCAAGAAAGAAUUGCCAAGCUUUUGAAAGAUAGCUUCAAGGAAAUAAAUAGCUUGCGUGUCCUAUUUAUAGUGGUGAAGUCUGCACAAUCUUUUCCAUAUAGGUUUUCAAAACUUAUCCACCUCCAGUACCUCAAAAUUAGUUCAUCUCUCGAUGGUGACAGGGAAAUUAGUUUACCUAGUACACUAUCAAUAUUUUAUCACUUGAAAUUCUUGGACCUAUAUAAUUGGGAUGGUCGUUCUGAUUUGCCUCAAGAAUUUUGCCACCUUGAGAAUUUACAUGAUUUCCAUGCUGAAAGUGAACUCCACUCAAAUAUUCGCAAUGUCGGAAAGAUGAAGCAUCUCCAGGAGCUAAAAGAAUUCCAUGUCAGGAAAGGGAGCAUGGGAUUUGAACUGACAGAGCUUGGGGCAUUGCCAGAGCUUGAAGGAGGAUUGACUAUAUGUGGUCUUGAACAUGUGGCAACCAAGGAGGAAGCUACUGCAGCCAAACUGAUGUUGAAAAGGAAUCUGGAGGAGUUGGGAUUAGUCUGGGGAAGAGAUGGACCAACUACAGAUCAUGCUGGUAUUCUUGAUGCUCUUCAACCACACUCUAAUCUUAGAGUACUUACAAUUACAAAUCAUGGUGGUGCCGUUGGUCCUAGUUGGUUGUGUCUUGACAUCUGGUUAACAAGUUUAGAGACUCUCGCUCUAACUGAUGUGUCUUGGAGCACCCUCCCACCUUUUGGGAAGCUACCAAAUCUCAAGGAACUCCAUUUGGAGAGAAAUUCUGGAAUUCAUCAGUUUGGGCCUCGAUGUGGUGGCGCUCCAGGCAAACGUUUUAUGCGCUUGAAGGAAGUUGGGUUUUAUGAUAUGCCAGAACUUGCUGAAUGGGCUGUGGAACCUAAUUGUUGUUCCUUUCCAAGUCUUGAAAAAAUCGAAUGCAUCGGUUGUCCCAAUCUCCGUGUGAUGCCCUUGUCGGAGGUAUCUUGCACCAAUUUGCGCAGUCUUCGAGUUUCUAGGUGCCCCAAGAUAUCUCUGCCCUCCAUGCCUCACACCUCCACACUGACAGAUUUGGUUGUUAAAACAGGUGAUUCAGAGCCGUUGUUGUCUUAUGAUGGAAAGAAAUUGAUUGUUAGAGGGUAUGGGGGUACUUUGGCCUCCCACAAUCUGGAUAAAGUAGAAUACAUGGAUGUCAGAAGAUACAACAUUUUGUUCCCUGAAGAGCUGGAUGGCAGUAUUGUCUUCCGUUUAGUUAAGAGUCUGCAGUUACAUGUAUCUCAUCUUAGCAGUAGCAAAUCAUCAUCGUCAAAAGUGUUAAACUGUUUCCCAGCUCUUGCUGUGUUGCACAUAGAUCACUGUGAGGAGGAAUGUGUAAUGCAGUUCCCAUCAUCCAGCUCACUGCAGAAUCUUACCUUCUGGGAGUGCAAGGGCCUGGUUCUUGUGCCUGUGGAGAAGGAGAAUGGAGGAGGAAUUCAGGAGGACAAGUCAUUGCUUCGAUCAUUAACAAUAUGGGGAUGUGGCAAAUUGUUCUCUCAGUGGCCCAUCGGAGACUGCCCUUUCCCUGCUUCCCUGAGGAAACUUGAUGUUUACCACGAGCCAAGCAUGAAGUCAAUGGCUCCGCUCUCAAAUCUCACGUCUCUCACUAGUCUAAGGUUAAAAAUCUGCCAUAAUUUAUCAGUGGACGGAUUCAAUCCUCUCAUCGCAGUCAACCUCAUACAACUGGACGUGCAUAGGUGCAAGACCUUAGCAGCAGAUAUGCUCUCAGAGGUGGCAAGGACCAAAUUGUUCCCUGCAGGUUCAUUCAGAUUGGAGAAACUCAAUGUGGAUAACAUUUGUGGAUUGCUUGUUGCUCCUAUUUGCAACCUCCUCGCUCCGGCCCUCCACACACUUGAAUUCAGUUCUGACGGGAGGAUGGAAAGCUUCACGGAGGAGCAAGAGAAAGCGCUGCAGCUCCUCACCUCUCUCCAGAAUCUAACAUUUUCCGAAUGCGAGGGUCUGCAGUCCCUUCCUCAAGGGUUGCACCGCCUUUCUUCUCUCAAGGAGUUAUGUGUUCUUAACUGUCCAGAAAUCCGAUCGAUGCCCAAGGAGGGUCUCCCUGUUUCGCUGAGAAAACUACGGAUGGAUCGUCGCAGUCGCAGCGCUGAGAUAGACGAGCAAAUUGAGAAAAUCAAAAGAACCAACCCAGAUUUAUCCGUCAAAUCUUACAGACUACUAGCAGGUUCCACUCCACUCCACCACUGUUGCAAUCAAUGUUUUGUGCACACAAGUUGGCAAACCUGCACAAUAAUCAGCAGGUGCGAGAUACAACUGACUCUUCAUUCUGCAUGCAACGCUAGCUGUUAACUAUAUGAUCGAUACAACACAUUGUGCUACAUGAUCGAUAUUUCUCUGCAAGUCAAAUCUGCCGGUUAUGGCUUCUGUUACCUAUGUAUGUGAAAUAAAAAAGGGCGUGCGAGACAUGACUCACUCACUCACUUGGUACCAAUCAAGAAGAAGACUUGAGUCGUAGCUGCAAGAAGUGAUCGAGGCUGGAAUCAUGGAAUUGAAUUAUCAGGCUUGUGCUCCUUUUUCGCAUGAAGCAGAGGAUGCUGCUGCUGCUUUGUAAAAAAGCACCUGAUAUAUCAUUUAUGUAGCAGAGAGUGCAUUUGUUUUACAUAAUGAGUCUCUCUGCUCUGAAGCUACUCAGAAUUGUUGGAUGUCCAAGUCUGAUUGAGAAGGUGCCAAGGGGAGGAUGCCCACAAGAUUUGUCACAUCCCCAAUGUCAAAUUCAGCUGAGCUGGUGCACAGAAUUUUUGGUCUCUUGCUCAGAUCAGGAGUAGAACAGGGUGGAAGUUAUGGAUAUCAUGGCUGCGGCAGAGUAAUUCCAUCUCAACCCUCUGCCCUUUGGUUGGAGGACAACGAGGUGGAGGUGUGCAGCAACGACCCUGGCCUCCUCAGCUCCUUCUCUUUCUUUCUGUAGAGUUUUUCAAGGACGGAAACAAAUAUAUAGUUGUUUUUUUUAUAUUAUAUAUUAUAGAAUGCAGUCUUAGUCGUAGGCUUGUAGGUAAUCUUGUCAACAUUUGUUUUUUUAGAGCAAAAGGGCCACAGCCCGUUCCAUUAUCGAAGAAUGAAACAACAGAUUUUACAUCGUUAUUACAGCUCCAGUUUGUGUUGUGAAACUUUACCAAGCAAAGCCAGAAGAGGAAAAACUGCAUGCAAAUGCAGCAAUAGACAGAAAAAAAAAAGAGAGGAGAUGCUUAGCCAUUUUACGAAAUUGUUGGGUAUAGUCGCCCGGUGGAUACCAACAACAAGUAUUGGAAGCUGUUCUGUUGGUCCCUGCUGCUGCUGCUGCAGAGGAGGUAAGCGGCAUGGAGCCUUGUUUCUUUUUCUUUCAAGUCUUGGAAGCGUACUGUGCCCAAAUGGAUUAUAUCUACCAUGCAUUCCCACCUUUUAUAUAUCCCUUUCCAUACAAUUUUUCAAGGGCAGGCACGUUAUAUAUAGUUGUUGUUUUCUUAUACUAAUCUGCGGUCUUCUUAGUUGUACCUAACAUUCUGAACAUUUAGAAACUGAACAUGCAACUAACUAAAGGGACUUGGAACUAGUGCAACAUCUCUGAAAAAAAAAAUACUUGUUAUAGCAAGCAAUUUUCAUCCUGUCAUAACAUCCACAUGCCUGUAGUUGGUCAAUCAUGCGUGCAGGCUUACGUCCCAGUCUCGCGGAAGAUAAGUUUACCAAUGCCAAAAAAAUUGAGGCGGAGCUCAAGGAAGUGAGCCAUAUCUAGGGAGCAGCUUCUUUCAGACAAAGCUCGAUCAGUAUGGUUCAUUCGCAAGAAGAGGAGCAUACGUUUUGAUGGCGGAAGAGCUCUCGAGUCCUGACUGACUAAUGUUGUUUUAGUCAGGUAAUGAUCUGGCCAAUAGUUAUUACUGUUGUGAUUCAGAGAGGAAUUAAACGUCCUGGUUCUGCCUCGAUCUGCCCGAAGAGAAGAGAAGAAACCCUGCUAUACAUUUGCUGUCAGCUCUGAGGCCAAGACCCGCGCAUCUUCAGCCUCAGCAUCACAGAUCCUGCUGGUCAGUUGCUUCAUGGUGCUUCAGCCUUUAGGUGACUCGGGCGCUGUGGCGCCCAAGGAAUGGAAGACUGAAAUAUCUUCGAGCAGGCAAUUUUCAUUGUGCCAUAACAUCCAGCUGGCACCCACAUGACUGACACGGCUGUUCUGGGCUUUCUGUAUUUCGCUCAAGAUCAAUUUUCACAAUGAGAAAAAUGACUGACUGAUGUUGUUCUCCUCUACUAGUGCUUGUCAGAGAUUACUGUCGUGAUUCAGAAAGGAAUUAAACGCCAUGGUUAUGCUUCUGCCAGAGGAGAGCAGCCCCUGCUCCUGUUGUAUAUAUAUUCCCCGGCAGCUCUGGGCCAUGACCCAUGGUCCUGGUCAGUUGCUUGAUGGUGCUCACUGGGAGCAGCCAUGCCAUGCAAAUUGGGAACAUAUUUACUUAUUCGUCUGGUUUUGUAAAGUCAUUUAUUUGUAAAUAAAGGUUGUCGAUGGUUCAUUGUCAAACAAAUCUCAUCAGACAAAAUAAAUUUCGUCCAUCCUCA